Thrips palmi is the source of this 2013-nucleotide messenger RNA. RefSeq names its product protein mono-ADP-ribosyltransferase PARP16 (gene Parp16). Bases 449 to 1477 code for a protein of 342 amino acids. NCBI's taxonomy places the organism in Eukaryota, Metazoa, Arthropoda, Insecta, Thysanoptera, Thripidae. Gene Ontology annotation, molecular function: kinase binding; NAD+ poly-ADP-ribosyltransferase activity; protein serine/threonine kinase activator activity. The record is from RefSeq and is a predicted model, not a curated record. Gene Ontology annotation, cellular component: endoplasmic reticulum tubular network; membrane; nuclear envelope. Gene Ontology annotation, biological process: endoplasmic reticulum unfolded protein response. The transcript has 7 exons.
UGUGAUUAGCUCGAGCAGCCGUUUGUAGUAGCGAAGCCUAACCUCCGCUCAGCUCCAGAAAACUGUCUGCUUCGCCUUCCCUUUUGUCUGCUAGAGCUGCGCCCAGCUUCGCCCUCGGAGUUGCCUUGUAUUUAUUUGCUCCGGUUGGAAAUUUAUGUGGGUGGCGUUUCUAGGACUACUUUCGGACAAGUCUGCGCCGACAGCCCGAAACGAAACAUCACAAGUAACUUGUCAACAAACCCCCGUUCUGCGUUUUCCGAUCCCAUGGAACGUCCCAAAAAUGAUUGACUGACUGCGAUUCUGAAUGCUGUCCUGGCGGUCUACUCUGUCGCUGAACAGUGGGUGCUUGCGCGUGAAAGUUGGUGCCGCCCAUAACCCGCAACUCUGUAUGCCGACUGACUGCCACUCGGCCGCCGACACAGUGGAGUGACACUGCACCGAGGCCACCAUGGACGGGGACUCGCUUCCCACAGUGUCGCUGCAAGAGAAGAGACAGGCACUCUGCAAAUGCAUUCGCAGCGACAUGCACGCGGCUGACGUUCGAUGGAGCCUGUUUGUGGCUGCCGCCCAGAGCUACAAGUACGAUACAAUUCUGAGGCCGUUCCCCCCACACUUUGUCUGUGGCGAUGUCAAAGAAAUUGAUAGACUUCGAGACGUCAUGACUCAGAUGGUAGCCUUUCCCACCUUACUCUCUCUUCUGGAGAAUCCGACAGUGGAUUCAAGGAAUCGGGAAUCCCUUAUUGAAUUACUUUAUUGGGCUCUCAUCAUUCAAGAUGAUCCUGGAUUCAGGACCUUGUCCAAAGAAGAGAUUGAUGAGGUUAUUUCAAAAGCGCCAGGAGGGAAAGUCACAAGACCUCAUUUUAUUUUUGCUGUCGACCACAAAAGCACUAAUGAAAAAAACAAAAGAUUUCUUGAACUGUCCAAAGGCCAUAAAACAUUUUGGGGAUACCAUGGAUCCCGAUUAGAGAACUUCUAUUCCAUCCUAUGCCACGGUCUUCUUUCUACCUUGUCCAAACGUGAUAUUUAUGGUACUGGCUCUUACCUUGCUAGCGACUAUAAUACAGCCCUCCUCUACAGUCAAAGUGGCAGUGGCUGGGGUGGUUCUCUCAUUGGCAGUGGAUUAAGUUGUAUGGUCCUCUGUGAAAUAGUUGAACAUCCUGAUGUCAUCUAUGAAAAACAAGAUGCAGUCACAAGCAAAGCCGCAGAAGAUAGUCAAUUUGGACCUGUGCCACAAAAAUAUAUUUUGGUUAAAAACAGUGACUUAGUAAAAAUUAGGUAUUUAAUGGUUGAUGGAAGAAAUCCUCACCCUAUGACCUGCCGAAAAAAUGCUGAUGAUUCAAUGAUGGGCUGGUUCAGUAAACACAAACUUCUCACCCUUAUGUUGGGCUAUGUGCUACUUUUAAGUGCUGUUGGGAUAUCCAACAGUCCAACUGUUAUGCGUUAUUACCGAAUGUUGCUGAGACGCUGGAACCACUAAGGGGCUUGCCUGCAUUGUGAUAUGACCCAUAUGGUCUAACUUUCAUCUCUAGUAAAAUUUUGAAAGAUGUAUGACUCCAUAUUGGACAAUUAAAUUUAUAGACUUGCCAAUCAGCAUCUAUUCAGCUUGAAAUGACAAUUUUAUCUCUUAAAAUUUGUACAUUUUGUAUUUCUAGUCAUAAAGUUCAUUUCAUUUAGUUCAUUCAACCCCAUUUUGCCUCACAUAUGCUUCAUGGAAACUUUUGCUUAGUGCAGUCAACUAAGCAAGGAUUGUGUUCUGUAUUUACAUUUUGUUGGCUGAAUGUAUCACAAUUGGUAGAAUUGAGAGUGAGAAAUUUGCCCCCUAAUAGUCCAGUGCUAUGUUAAUUUGUAUCAAUUUGAUAAUUUUCCAAUCCUUUAUCAUUCCAGUUUUGUUCCUCAAUAGAUUAUCUUUUAAUUUAAAAAAAAAAUCUGUAAAUUGUCUACGACAUUGUGCCAGCACAUCUUUGCUUUACCAGUUAAGAGGCAUUUAAAAAAAGUAAAACAAGUGUCACAUCA